Messenger RNA from Amoebophrya sp. A120, 6124 nucleotides. Lineage: Eukaryota; Dinophyceae; Syndiniales; Amoebophryaceae. The record is from the annotation of a GenBank genome assembly.
GCUGCGUAUUCAUUGAGUAGUAAUCAUUUGUCAGUCCUCUGCUCGCUAAAGGGUGCAUACAUGAUCACGUUGAAGUCCACUUUUGGAUAGCAAGAAUGACGUGACAACGCCUGCUCGAGCAGCAUGGAGGUCAGCGAUUUCGUGCCGCCGGCGCUGCCACUUGUGUUGCUUUGGAGCGCUCGAGAACUCCUUUGACCUUCGACUGACGAGGACUCCGGAACACAGUGGCAACGGACUUGGCUCACGACGUCGAGAGCAGCAAAGGUUCUAUCGUUUCGUCGCACGACCGUUACAACAGUGGGUGAGUCCGCUGUGGUGCUUCCUGCUGGGCUGGUUGGAUAUCAAGUUAACAAGACAGCAAAAUGGUUUUCGAGAAGACGUUGGUUACGAUGGUCAAGGGCAUCCGCGGGGCGCGCGGAGCCGAAGAUCAAUACAUCCAACAAAGCGUCCAAGAAAUAAAGCAGGAACUGCAAUCUUCGAACAUGCAGGUCAAGUCGAUGGCCGUCUUGAAGUUGGCUUACCUAAACAUGCUCGGGUAGGUUUUCUCUCACUCAUGUUACAAAUGCGUGUGCAGGUCCUCUUGGUCUGAAUACACUAACAUGAUCAGCGACGAUGUGAGUUGUGCUUAUUGUGCAUUUUCUGGAUAAUGAAGGAGAAGAUUUUUUUCAUCUUCACUUCACCACCAUGAAACUUCCGACUCACUGAAUACUCAUUCCAGCUACGACAUCAUGUGGGCCUCUUUCGCGAUCGUGGACUGCAUGUCGCGGUGCGAAAAAAUGUCCCUCCGCAGACCAGCUUACCUCGCUGCGGCCUUUUGCUUUCAGGAAAAAAACGACCUGGGACUGAUGCUUAUCAACCACUUCAAAAAAAGCUUGAUGAGCGGCAAAAAAACGCCGACGGAACUAGGUGAAUAAGAAUAACUAUCAAGAGAAUUCUUGUGCAAUCGCCGAACGACGACAUUUCAUCUCGAGUUGACAGAUGUGAAAGAAUCAAAAUUAUUUAGAAGUGACUGGAGUUGUGUGGUCUUCCGACCGGAUGUAUGAAUUGUUUUUUUUGAAAAUCGCCUAUCAAAAUAAGUAAACAUCGUCAGGUAUUGCUUUGUCCAACCUUGCGGUCAUCUGCACUCCGGACAUGGGCCGCGAGCUCAUCCAGGACCUGUGUUCUCUGCUCUCCAGCAACAAGCCGUACUUGCGAAAAAAGGUCGUUCUCUGCAUGUUCCGGCUGUUCCUCCGGUAUCCCCUCGCCCUGCGCACCGCGUUUCCGAAACUGAAAGAGCGUCUCACGGACGAGGACCAGGGAGUCUUGACCGCGUGCGUGAACACCUUUCUCGAACUGACCAGGAAAAACGCGCGGAACUACCUGAUUCUGGUGCCGCACUUCUUCACGCUGCUGACGCAAACGAACAACAACUGGCUGAUGAUCAAACUGUUGAAGGUGUUCGCCCAGCUGUGCCCGCUCGAGCCUCGCCUCGCGGGCAAACUGGGCAGCCCGCUGCAGGACAUCUUGCAGACGACGCGGGCCAAAAGCGUCGAGUUUGAAGUCAUCCGAUGCAUCACCAGAGUGAUGUCACCCCCGGACCUGCCGGUCGUCAAACAGGCAAUGGAAAAAAUCCGCCCAUUUCUGUUCUCAUCGGACAGAAAUCUCAGGUACGUGCAUGCUGGAAGAGAUGAAAUGGUUCUAGAGGGGCUUUCUGCCUCGUUUCAAAAGAAUGAUUGAAAUAAGUACCUACAAGUCUUCAAAGCGAUCGAGUUUGUCAUCGAAAUUUUCAUGAUGAGAAAUUUUCUGUGGUGGACGCAAUUUUUCUUUAUGAUCGAAAGGUACCUUGGCUUGGAAAUCGUGGACGAGUUUUUGAAGCGCUGGACCUCCGUCGACCACACGCAGCUUCCUUUGCCAAACGAGCUGCACGAAACCAUUCUGGAGGCCAUCGAGGAGCAGGACCAAACCAUUCGGGUUGUCGCGCUUUCGAUCCUAGACAAGAUCGUGUCGAAGGAAUCCUUUCCGAAGAUCGCCGAGAAGCUGAUGCAGAUGUCUAGUAAUUUGCAUUCCGGCGGGGACGAGUACAUCAAAACUUUGUUGACGAUGGGCGAGUAUCCUGUGCAAAAGUAUCGUACUCGUACUACUUGCAAAUAUGUUUUCAUAACGGUCGACGUGCGCACCGCUGCGCCAUUAAGAUCAAAAAAUAGGAAUGAGGACCAUCGUAGUUUAGUAGUUAGUUCCUAGCGCACUAGCUUCGCCCGCUGCUACCGGGUCAGUAGUUAGAAACAUUCAGGCUGCGCGGUCUCUAAAUGGUCCGCGGGGGUGGCUUAAGAUUUGACUGGGUGACUUGUUAGCUCUAGAUUAGAAAAAGUUCGCUUUUGUAUUUCUAAGAAUACCCGCCGCUUGGAGACGCAAGCAUAACAAGGACGGGUGGCUAUCGAAAGAAAAAACUUUGUCGCAGUCUCUGUUUUGCAGGCAUUGCAUGGAGAAUUUUUCUGGCGUCGCAUUUUUUGUCUUGUUUUUUUGCAGACAAUCGUGUUCGUUGGCAAACGAGACCUCUGCCCAGAAGGGUGCAGCUCACGUUUCCCGCCCGCUCUUAAGAUUCGUAAGUCGUAGAUUCAUCGUCAUCGUUAGAAUCGAAUAGAUUCUCUACCUCUUACCGACCUGACGCCAUAGGAAGGUUAAGAGAUGACUUACCUGGGGGGAUGGCGUAAACAGGGGCCUUGUUUUUUUUUGUUCCCGCUUGGCCAGCGGACAGAUUAUGGCUGGCGAGGCCGAUGUCUCGUUUAGAAAGACGAAAACCCACAAAGAAUGUCUUCGUUCCGUUGUCCAAUUUUCCGCGAGAAAAAAAAAAGAAAUAGCUCGACCGACUCCGCAAAAAAAAAAAAGAAAGCAAGUAAGACUAUCUGAGAAAAGAAAGAGCCUGGGAAAAGAAAAGGAAAUAAUACACAAGCCAGGACAAAAGACGCAGCGGAGUUGAAAACAGAUAGCGCGCGGAAAAAAAAAAAACCAACCCAACUCCCUGCGCAAAGGUUGACCGCAGCGAAGUGUGUAUAACUCCGCGUUGAUCACUAAGCUCGGUGGAGUUCUCGUUUCCGGCGCGCUUUACUGCAUUCGCAAGAAGCAAGCCGCUGGGCCUUUCAAGCUUGGGGUCUUGUUUUCCUGUUCGACUUCCACGGAACCCAAGAGGCGGCGGGUUCUGUGGCUGGUUUGUCGGGGGCUAAGGAUGCUCUCCAGCUCUUAGGACUGUAUCUUUUGAACACUGGGCGUGAGGGUGGUAGCGCCCGGUGGACCUCAAUUGAGCUUCCCUUCACUGCUAAAACGGGUGGUGUUGCGUCGCUCGAGAUGCCUGGCUCUCAAUGCAAUCCAGCGCAGACAAUUAACAUUCAGGAAACCAACGACAGGACGAGGGCAGCUCUUCAAGCUCGCCUGACAAAGUUUUUUGUCUAAGAAGCUUGCGCUACAUUGUAUUUCUAAGAACAGAAAUUUUGCAUGACAAAUUCAGGCUCAGCUUAGCCGGUGUAGAUAGUAUCCCCCCGCAUUGCUAUGCCCCCAAACACAUCUUUCCGGACGCUGCAAGAUGGAGAGAUGUGGCGUGUGCCGCUGCUACCGGCUCGACACGUAAAGGAAAACGAAUCCGCGCGCUCGGCUUGGUAGCUACCCCCAUGCCGUUCGGGUUUUAGCUGCCACUGGCGUCAUUGAUCGGCGUCGCCAAUAUCUCCAUCCCGAUGAUUUCCAUCUCUACGCUUGUGUAUGGUGCAUAGGGGCUUGCUCCUUUUUUGUGCCGCGGUGUCGGAGGUUUUGCAGCAUGCACGCACAAGCAGUAUUUUUGGAAGCGGAGGGGGGGUGCGGGACCCCCAUCAAGUCGUCGCGGCGCGAAGCCGCAAAUCCUUGGGCCACGUCUACCACCAGAAGUAUUCCGCCCGGGGGCCGCUCCAUGAAUCUGAAUCUGUCAACCAUGCGCAGCCAUAUUUAAAAAAAAAAAUAUGCAUCACAAGUCUUUUUCUCAAGGUAAAACAGCAUGACAAAUUCCAUUUGUCAUGCUGAGCUAAUUUGUAUUGCAAUUUAUACUAUUGCGAUGCUUUUGCAAUGCAUAGCGAGCAGGAGCAGUAUGAACUUGUCGAAGAUUUCGGCUGGUACAUUCUGACUCUGUAUCAAAUGCAAAAAUGUCUGGGUCUGGAAGAGUUCAUGUUUGUCAUGCUUGUCUGGCAUGACUCUGAAAUCUGUCAUGCACGUUACCCAAGAGCCCCAUGUUUCUGUCAUGCGAAAACGCCGUUUGUCAUGCAGAAUAGGCAACACCUAGAAGCUCAGAAACUUGUCAUGCUGAGCCAGCACUUGUCGCUUGCUCAUGGUGCGCCAACCAGCAUCACAAGUUUCCAGACCCAGACAUUUUUGCAAUCCAUACUCUUGCCGACAUCGCAAAAAAGAAGCACUCGGAGCAUUCCCAGCUCGUCGCGGACCAAUUCUGCGACAUUUGCGCGCGCGUCGAGGGCGUCAGGCCCUACGCGGUGUCGGUGGCGCAAAUUUUGCUGCUCGGGGACGGCACCAGUGGGAACGGGGUACAAACAAGAGCUGCUUGCUUUGUGGACGUUCUCAUUUUUUGAAAUGACCCUCUGGAUGACCUGAAAACUAGAUGAAAGCCGCAAAGUAGCGCCAGCAUCAUGUAGAACGUGGUUUAUUCUCCUUGCAAACGAUAACGAACUGUCCCAGAUACAAAAUUGCGCCCCCGCCAUGGUAGCUGCUUGUGCCUGGGUUCUGGGGGAGUACCCGUCACAUAUCGAAGCGCCGUACUUGAAAAACAUUUUCGACGAGCUGUUGAGCAAGGGACAGUCCUCCCUGCCCCCUACGACACAAGUCACAUGUCUCUGGGCGGCGAUCAAAAUUCUCUGCAAGUAAGUACUGCGAGUAUAAUGAUCUUCAUCUUUUUGACCACCUCUGGAUCGCUAUAAUUUUUGUGCUAGAGUUGGCGUGUUUCCGUCAAAAAUAGACCGAUGUUUUUACAUCAUGCACCCGCAUGUAGUACAUGAUGAAUGAACUAACAACCAGGCUUGGCGCUGCAGAUGACGAGAAAUUCGCCGAGUACUGCAAUCUGCUCGUGGAAGCGCUCGGAGAACUGGUCAUGUCACCACAUGUGGAAGUGUCGGAGCGUGCCAGUCUCGCCUUCUACCUUGUGGAGUGGGGCUCAACCAGAAGGCAGGGCCUCGAGGGCUCGUACCCCGCGGCAGAGUUGGACGUGCUGUCUUUAGGGUAUAACGCUUGAGUACAAGAAGUAGUGACUCACUCUGCAUUUUUUGACGCAGUUAGGUGAUAGAAAAAGAAAAUAUUCAUACUUCUUCUACUGCUCGAUAGUAAACAACCAAAGUACGAUCGCGGUAAGUUAUCGGCGAAAGUCCUCUUCGACACGAAGUAUAAGUAAGAGACACAGCAAAAAACCUCACCUCCAGCGACCAAGAGGCGGUUACGGAGCCGGUUGGGAUGGAUCUAGACACGCCCUUCUUUGAGGAGGAGCCGCCGCCAGUGGUCGAAGAAAUUUCUGCGCAAGACGCUUACGCUGACCUCCCGAACUACCAGGAAGACCUGAAGUUGAUCCAGCAGCAGCAAGCAGCACAGGCAGCCGCGAACAAUCUCCCGCCUGGGGAGGGAUCCUUGUUCAUGCUGAAGCAGAACGGGCAAGCAGAAGCCGCUGGCGUCACGUCGCCGCCUUCGCCGUCAAAGCCCGUGGAUCCACUUGCCGCAAUGCGAGAAAAGCUGCAGCAGAACAAGCAGCAGUAUUCGGUUCUGCGGAAACAGAAGCCGGCCACUGCGUCGCAGCCAGGUUUCUUUCUUUUGUUUUUUGUAGUACGUGCGGGCUGGUGUUCCUCUUUCUGGGGUAGACUCUUUGUCGCUUUGUAUGCCGCAGUGGUGGCUCUGGCCCCUGCUCGCGGUCUUGUCUGCAUAAAAAAAAGUUCGACAUACGAAUACGAUUGUUCCGUGAAAUAACAGCCACACCAGUGGACCAGCAGCAGCAGCUUUUGCUUCAGCAGCAGCAAAUGGCGAUGCUGCAACAGCAGCAGUACCUCCAACAGCAGCAAGCGUUGCAAGCGCAGCAGCUGGCGGCAGCACAGGCACAGCAGCAGCAGGCCACGAACUUUCUUCCGACUGUGUCUGA